CUCCUCUUCUCGUCGACAUAGCGGACCUGCGCUUGGCCAGACAUCUGCAUAGGGAGCCUCCGUCACUGCGAGUAUGAAAUAUGGAGUCUCCUCCUGCUUCUGGCCGUGGUAGACGGGCCAGUAACGCAUGCGAACGGUGUCGUCGGCGCAAGAUUCGGUGUACGGGGUCGCAUCCAUGCACCAACUGCUCUCGCAAGAACCUAAGUUGCCACUUUGACGGCCAGGGGAGGAAGGUUGUCGUCUCACAGAAGAGCUCCAGAGAGCAGCGGCUCGCUCAAGUCACUCGGAUGAUCGUGCUAGAGUCACAUCCAAAGCUCCUGCAGCGGCGAUAUCAUUCACCUCCGGCCAUGAUGAUGACGCCGCACUAAACCAGCUACCUGGAUUCACCCCAGUCUCACAACCAACACCAGAGUCUGCCACUGAACCAUCAAACCCCCUAGCUUCGGCAAA
Messenger RNA from Ilyonectria robusta, 450 nucleotides. RefSeq lists its product as uncharacterized. Gene Ontology annotation, molecular function: DNA-binding transcription factor activity, RNA polymerase II-specific; zinc ion binding; sequence-specific DNA binding. Gene Ontology annotation, biological process: positive regulation of transcription by RNA polymerase II. The record is from RefSeq and is a predicted model, not a curated record. Gene Ontology annotation, cellular component: nucleus. The transcript is spliced from 3 exons. Bases 81 to 368 code for a protein of 95 amino acids. Lineage: Eukaryota; Fungi; Ascomycota; Sordariomycetes; Hypocreales; Nectriaceae.